This is a messenger RNA of Mustela lutreola (European mink), 3004 nucleotides long. RefSeq names its product nucleophosmin/nucleoplasmin 2 (gene NPM2). Gene Ontology annotation, molecular function: chromatin binding; RNA binding; histone binding. Gene Ontology annotation, cellular component: nucleolus; nucleoplasm; cytoplasm. NCBI's taxonomy places the organism in Eukaryota, Metazoa, Chordata, Mammalia, Carnivora, Mustelidae. The transcript has 9 exons. The record is from RefSeq and is a predicted model, not a curated record. Gene Ontology annotation, biological process: chromatin remodeling; positive regulation of DNA replication. Bases 1037 to 1690 code for a protein of 217 amino acids.
AAAAAAAAAAAGAAAGAAAGAAAGAAAGAAAAGAAAAGCAUUGAACCUAAAUGUAGGUGAGAAGUUCCCUGGAUGGGAGUGAAGGAUAAAAAUACAAUGAGAGCAACUAUACUUUGAGGAGGGAUGGAGAGAAGAGGGGAGGGGAGAGGAGAUAGGAGAGGAAGAAAGGGGAUACGGGAAAGGAAGGGAAGGAAGGGAGGGAGGGGGAGGAAAAGAGAGGGAAAUAAAAAUUUAAUCAGAUCCCUGGUUAUUUUUGGCUCCCAGAGAUGUCACAUGAGCAAGACAGAGGGGGAUGUGGUCAGCUGAAAAGCCGCCUCUCUUCACUACCCCCACCGGGCCCAAGCAAACAUUUCAGCGCUGCACUGCGCCCCGUGAACUGCUGUUUGUUAAAUGACUGGUCCUCGUCCAGUGUGUCCCACGGUGUAUUGCUCACAGCAGUGAGCCACAGCAGCCCCUACGGUAACCAAACUCAUUCCCACCCCUUCCUGACCAUGCGAGAAAUCAUCCUUUUGGAAACAGGGCGCUUCUCUGGGAACCAUAACCGUGGGGGGACCCGCCCUCCUGGCCUUGGAAAAAGCCCACAUCUAGGGGGCAGAGAAAGGGCAGGAAGGAAGGCGACGAGUAGUAAAGAAGCCUUAAUGCUGCUUCCCACCGGGGUGGAGAAGCAAGUCUAAGCUGGGCGGUCUCACCCGGCAGGACUUAGUGAGUCCCCAGAGGUCAUGAAGGUGAUGCUCCCGGCGUGGUCCUGGGCCCACAGCAAGCAACUUCACCUGGGGACCUGUUCGAAAUGCAAAUCGCCUUGGCCCCACCCAGCCCUCCACCGUGGGAAUCAGCGGAGACGGGACCUGGCCCUGCGCUUUAACAAGCGGUCCAGGUGCGCCUCGGCAGGAGGAGGAGGAAGGGAAGGCCGAGCGCAACGCGGAAAGGAGGGCCUCUCCUUUAAGACCGAGUAGACGGCGCCCUGCUGGCCCUGCGCGAGCCUCGCAGUGGGCGACGGCGCUCAGCCGCCGGGACCCCGGCUCCCGCCACCGGCGGCAUGAACCUCAGCAGCACGAGCAGCGCGGCCGAGAGAGUGUCCAGGGUCAUGCUCUGGGGCUGUGAGCUAAACCAGGAGAAGCGGACUUGCACGGUCAAAGCCCAGAAGGAGGGGAAGCAGGACUGUAAGCUGCUGCUCAGUACGAUAUGCUUGGGGGAGAAAGCCAAAGAAGAGAUGAACCUCGUGGAAAUCCUGCCGCCAGCCUGCCAGGAAGGCAAGAAGACCAAGCCCAUCACCAUUGCCUCGCUUCAGGCCUCCGUGCUACCCAUGGUUGUCUUCAUGGGAUUGGAGCUUUCUCCUCCAGUCACUUUCCAGCUGCGGGCUGGCUCUGGACCUGUGUUCCUCAGUGGCCAGGAACGUUACAACCUACCCUGGGAAGAAGAGGAGGAGGAGGAGGAGGAAGAAGAGGAAGGUGACAGCGAGGAGGUUGAUGACGACGACGACGACGAUGAUGAUGAUGUAGAUGUGUCCCUAGAGGAGAACACCCCUGUUAAACAAGUCAAGAGGCCGGCAUCCCAGAAGCAGACAAGCAUUGCCAAGAAAAAAAAGGUGGAAAAAGAAGAGGAGGCAGUGAGAUCCAGUCUUAAAGACAAGAGUCCUGUGAAAAAGGCCAAACCCACAUUCAAACCUAAAAAGCCCGGAUCCAAGAAAUGAGGGGCCAGGAGGGUCCUGGCUGCAGUGACCGAGGGAGAGCCAGCUAGAGCACCAUGCAGGCUGGCCUUCCUUCCUUGGCACGUUCUGCAGGUUCCCCCCACCACCAGCCUCUCUCCAUCUGAGUCUGAAUGGGAUGGAGCUAUUAGGAGCGACACAAGAGACCCUCAGCCCAACGCAAUUUUCAGCAGGACCUGGAGGGAAACUCCAGCCUCAGGGCUACAAUAAAGUUUGCUUUGCCAGGACCUUGUUUCUGCCAUCUGUUCGCAGAGGCCUGCCUUCUUGAUGCAGUGAGCCCGUGUGCCCGGCAGAGGGCGACCAUGUGCCAGCUGGGUACUGCGCAGCUCUUCUCUCCCUCUCUUGUCCUCUAACUCCCACCUCCCCCCAGUUUUGUUGUGGGGGGAACCAAGUAUCUCAACCCCUUACCCAGCUUCAGCUCUCUGCCUCCGGCCUGAGGGAGCUCCAGCUGGUGUGGGUCUUCCUGUGUCCACACUCCCUUGUGGCUGGCCAGUUUUCCAGGUACCAAACCAAAGGGCGAGAGCCGCCCACCCUGCCAGGAAGGGCCUUGUCCCCCGUCAGACUAGCCUGAGGAUUUCUCCUGGCCCUGAUCACGUCUGUCGGUUGUCAAAUACACAAGACAUCUGGUGGAACCCAGGAGGGGGGAUGCUAGCCAUGCACUCCCAGGCUUGCCUCCUGCUCAGGGUGGGCUCCUGCUCAUUUGUGUGAUUUGUGUGAAGCUCUGUGUCAGGCGAGAGCCCAGAGGCCUGUACCUCCAAGGAGACCCUUCCAGGCGGGGCACGUGAGUGAGGCAGGCUGUAGAGGGUCUCUCACAGGGGUGGAUGGGUGAACACUCUUAACCCCCGUGUGAGGAGGCUUCCCCCAGGACAGCUCCCGGAACCACGGAACAGGGUUCCCCAAAGUGUUUGGAAUAGCAAGGGGGUGAAUGACCCGAAGCCUGGGUCACCCAUCGUGACACACAGAUGGCCCCCUACUUGGGCUUAAUGCUCUCAGGCCCUCUGACUUCUCCCUGGCCCUCCCCUACACCCCUACCAACCAAACCUAAAGUGGGCCAAUAGGGAGAUGGUCCUGCCUCUCUCCAGGAUCCUGAGGCAGGGCCCCGGAAGGUGAGAGGCUGGCACGGGAAGGUCAGCAAUCAGGCUUGCGUGUCCAUGUUCAGCCUCAGUUUCUCUCAAAGCCAGAAGAGAUGGAGGAGGUUAGGGCUAGCCUUCUUGCUUUUUGCUGUCUAUAUCCCCUGGGAAAGAUGUGGGCAUCACCCCACCCUUUAACAAAUGAGAAUGAGCCACUGACCUCGGGUUA